Messenger RNA from Emys orbicularis (European pond turtle), 1179 nucleotides. It is a transcript of the gene LHX6, whose product is annotated as LIM homeobox 6. Gene Ontology annotation, biological process: regulation of transcription by RNA polymerase II; forebrain neuron development; neuron differentiation. The transcript has 10 exons. Lineage: Eukaryota; Metazoa; Chordata; Testudines; Emydidae. The record is from RefSeq and is a predicted model, not a curated record. Gene Ontology annotation, molecular function: DNA-binding transcription factor activity, RNA polymerase II-specific; RNA polymerase II transcription regulatory region sequence-specific DNA binding. Gene Ontology annotation, cellular component: nucleus. Bases 1 to 1179 code for a protein of 392 amino acids.
AUGUACUGGAAGAAUGAGCCGGUGGCCCCGCUCCGCCCGGGCAGCCAGCCCCUGGACGCCGGCGCCCCAGCGGGGAAGGUGAUGGCCCAGGACGGCCCCCUCUCCAAGGGAAGCUCCCGCUGCCUGGACAGCAAGCACCCCCAGAUCAUGUCCCAGUCUGACGGAGAGACGCUGCCCAGCACCCUGGAUAAGGAAGAUGUCCGCUCGGCUCCCAGCACCCCGUCCACCCCGUCCGUCUGCUCCCCGCCUUCCUCCUCCUCCUCUUCCUCCAUCCCCUCCGCCGGCAAGAACGUCUGCUCCAGCUGCGGCCUGGAGAUCCUGGACAGGUACCUCCUCAAGGUGAACAACCUGAUCUGGCACGUGCGCUGCCUGGAGUGCUCGGUGUGCCGGACCUCCCUGCGCCAGCAGAACAGCUGCUACAUCAAGAACAAGGAGAUCUUCUGUAAAAUGGAUUAUUUCAGUCGAUUUGGUACAAAGUGUGCCCGCUGCGGCAGGCAGAUCUAUGCCAGCGACUGGGUAAGGAGAGCCCGCGGCAAUGCCUACCAUCUUGCCUGCUUUGCCUGCUUCUCCUGUAAAAGGCAGCUGUCUACUGGCGAGGAGUUUGGCCUGGUGGAAGAGAAAGUGCUGUGCCGGAUUCACUAUGACACAAUGAUAGAGAACCUCAAGCGAGCAGCUGAAAAUGGCAAUGGGAUCACGCUAGAAGGAGCGGUCCCGUCUGAGCAAGAUAGCCAACCCAAGCCAGCAAAGAGAGCGCGGACGUCCUUCACCGCGGAGCAGCUGCAGGUCAUGCAGGCACAAUUUGCUCAGGAUAACAACCCAGAUGCACAGACCCUUCAGAAACUGGCAGAUAUGACCGGACUUAGUAGGAGAGUCAUUCAGGUUUGGUUUCAAAACUGCAGAGCGCGCCAUAAAAAGCACACGCCUCAGCACACGGUGCCGCCUUCUGGAGCCCCCCAGUCCCGGAUCCCUUCGUCGCUCUCUGAUGACAUCCACUACUCUCCCUUUAGCAGCCCUGAGAGGGCCAGGAUGGUAACCCUGCACGGAUACAUAGAAAGUCAGGUACAGUGUGGGCAAGUGCACUGUAGACUUCCCUACACUGCUCCACCAGUGCACCUCAAAGCAGACAUGGAAGGACCACUAUCUAAUAGGGGUGAGAAGGUCAUCCUAUUUCAAUAUUGA